AUGUCCACGAAAGUGUCCGCAUCCAAAAGUGACCCGGAAUGUAUCCGGGCGGAUCAUGUGUCGCACAUCUGUCUGGCGACACAUUGUGCGACAAGAGUCGACCGGUCACGCGGACACGACAACGACACAGUUUUUUUUUCUGGACAGACCGCUUUGAAGCCGGUAUGGACACGCCGCAUCGUUGGCGACAACGACAAAGUGGCGACGACAUGGAUAUGGACACAGACUUGGUGUCGUCGACACGGACACAAUUUGCGACACGAAGUUCGACAUACCUGUCGUCAAGUGGGUGGCAAAUUGGAAAUCGGCGCCUGGGCAGAACGCGACACCAGCAGAUGCGACACCAGUAGCUGCGACACCGGAAACUGCGACACGAAAAUGCGACACAGGAAAUGCGACACCAGUAUUCGACGACUCAGAAAGUCGACAAACCGACGUGUCGUUAACGUCGAGAUUUUGGACGCGGGCAAAGACAUGGUCUCGGGACAAGAUGACAAAAAUAGCGUUGGACAGGCGAUGUACAGAAGAGAUGGACACUACGGGGACUGGACACCUACGGCCAUUGGACACAUACGGACACUGGACAGAUUGGACUGGCCGAUCGGCUGUCGAAAAGACAAAAUUACCCGCCAUGAUAGCGGAGAGUCGCCCUGA
Molecule: messenger RNA, 654 nt
Organism: Dioszegia hungarica
Lineage: Eukaryota; Fungi; Basidiomycota; Tremellomycetes; Tremellales; Bulleribasidiaceae
Exons: 3
Coding region: 1-654 (217 amino acids)
Source: RefSeq, a predicted model, not a curated record